AUGCCCCAAGGCUGUAGAAAAAUGAUGCCACGGAAAUCCUCAUUCCUAUUUUACUGCAUUGGAUUGUCAAUCAUAUUUGUAUGGUAUGCAAUGGCAAUUUUAGAUGCAAAAACAGCCAUGCGGAAAACCCGUGGACCUUUAACUGAUUCCAAUCAUGAUAGCUUGUCACCGCAAACCAUCGAAACUCUCCUGACAAAGCGACAUCAUAUUCCCGUCAUAGAUAAGAAAACCCUGGAGAUGCACGCUCGGAAACAAAAGUUACAUUCAUGGUGUAAAACGUUUCAAGAACAAGGAAGUAAAACUCGGAUAUAUGAGGAGAUUACUCGAACAUUCUUCUACUCUAAAACAGCGAGACUUGGAGUAUGCAAGGUACCGAAGACUGGGUGUUCCUUUAUGGCCAAGUUUUUCUUUGCUUUGGAGCCUAAAAUGUCAGUAGUAAAAGCUUUUACCAAGGAUCGAUAUGAGGUUCACAAUGGUGCUUACGAGUAUGACGAGGAUUUCUUGAUAAAACAAUUAAAGAGACAGAAACCAUUUACCGCUGUGGUGUCACGUGACCCAUACACCAGACUUUUCUCAGCAUAUAUUGAUAAGGUAUUCCUCAUAGGAAAGCUGAAUAAAAGACUCGGACUAGCACUAAAGUCACAUUUUUAUCAAACUCAGGAAGAACCAUGUGGCUACGCUAUUUCUUUUCAAGGAUUCCUUGACCAAGUGGUUGCUAUGGCAGACCAAGGUGACUUUGAUGAACAUUGGCUUCCUGUCUCUAGUCGGUGUGAUCCUUGUCGCAUCCGGUACAACUUUAUCUGUAAAACAGAGACUUUAGACAGUGAUCUAUACCACAUACUAGAUCGGAUUAAUCUUACAGAAGACAGAAUUACCGAGAUAAAAAAUAGUAUAGCUACAGAAAGAGAGAAUAAAAAUGAAGUUAUGUCCCUCAUCAGAACAACGAUGUUUGAUCACAGACGUUUUUCAAGUGAAUGUCCAAACGUAUUAGAUCUAAUGGAGAAAACGUGGACAUCACUUCAAAUUCGUGGUUAUAUACACGAAGUAUCGUCAUUUCCAAGGGAAAGGUUCUGGACAAUGAAAAAGGGAAAGUUAAAAGUGGGUAAGAUCAACGAAGAAGAUUUUAUAAGUAUGGUGUAUGAAGAAUUCCUUAAUAGACCUUUGACCCCUAAGCAGAUGGCAGGCCAAAGACGCCGGUCAUUGAUACGAGCUUAUCGCAAAGUCAGACCCGAGACUAUCGCUAAAAUUCAGAAAAUAUAUGAGAAGGAUUUUUUUCUUUUUAAUUAUGAAUUAGAACCUCCAGGAAAAAGGAAAAAUUGA
This is a messenger RNA of Ylistrum balloti, 1320 nucleotides long. RefSeq lists its product as uncharacterized. Gene Ontology annotation, molecular function: sulfotransferase activity. Gene Ontology annotation, biological process: carbohydrate biosynthetic process. The transcript is spliced from 3 exons. Gene Ontology annotation, cellular component: membrane. The record is from RefSeq and is a predicted model, not a curated record. NCBI's taxonomy places the organism in Eukaryota, Metazoa, Mollusca, Bivalvia, Pectinida, Pectinidae. The coding region runs from base 1 to 1320 and encodes 439 amino acids.